Messenger RNA from Thunnus maccoyii (southern bluefin tuna), 2133 nucleotides. RefSeq names its product E3 ubiquitin-protein ligase TRIM21-like. Bases 243 to 1880 code for a protein of 545 amino acids. Gene Ontology annotation, molecular function: zinc ion binding; protein binding. The transcript is spliced from 3 exons. The record is from RefSeq and is a predicted model, not a curated record. Lineage: Eukaryota; Metazoa; Chordata; Actinopteri; Scombriformes; Scombridae.
CAGCUGCACCAUGUUGAGCUCCACACUGAAAGAAGCAGGACACAUUUUAGAUGCCAAAAUGCAGACGGUAAGGGUAAAAGGUGGAGCAUGACUGGCAAUGUUGCAGCAUCACAUUCCACGGGUGUAAGUGAAAGUAACUCACAGUGACACCAGAAGAGUCACAGCAGCAUAAAAAUCUCUGUGUCUACUACCAAAUAUUAAACUAUCCAGGCUUUCUGAAGUUCAGCACAUACUGAUAUAAUAUGGCAGCUGCCAGCAGUCUACUAUCUGAAGAGCAGUUUCUGUGUUCUAUCUGUCUGGAUGUGUUCACUCGUCCUGUCACCAUACCAUGUGGACACAACUUCUGCAUGAACUGCAUCACACAAGCAUGGGAAAUUAGUGAAAAACACCAGUGUCCCAUAUGUAAAGAACUCCUUUACCGUAAACCUGAACUGCGAGUUAACACUGUCUUAUCUGAGAUGGCUGAUAAGUUCAAAAAGUCAGUUCAAAAGAAAACCAGCAGUUUUGAGCAACAACUAGCCAAAGCAGGAGAAGUUCUCUGUGACAUCUGCACUGAAACCAAACUGAAGGCUGUGAAGUCCUGCCUGGUGUGUCUGACCUCCUACUGUGAGACUCACCUGGAGCCUCAUCAGAGAAUCCCAGGCCUGAAAAGACAUAAACUGAUUGAUCCUGUGGAGAACCUGGAAGACAGAAUGUGUAAGAAGCAUGAUCGACCUCUGGAGCUGUUCUGCAAAACAGAUCAGAUGUGUGUGUGUCAGUUGUGCCUUAGGACAGAUCACAAGAAACAUAACUUUGCUCCCCUGAAAAAAGAAUAUGAACAAAAGAAAGCUACACUGGAGAAGAAUGCAACUGAAAUUAAGCAGACGAUCCAAGAGAGACGACUGAAGAUUCAGCAGAUCAAACAGUCAGUGAAGAUCAGCAAGGAAGAUGCAGACAGAGAGACAGCAGCCAGUGUGCAGGUCUUCACUGCUCUGAUCCAGUCUGUUGAGAGAGGUAUGGCUCAGCUCAUUGACAUGAUUGAAGAGAAGCAGAAAACAACAGAGAAACAGGCUGAAGGUUUCAUCAAAGAGCUGGAAGAGGAAAUCUCUGAGCUGAUGAGGAGAAGCGCUGAAGUGGAGCAACUCUCACGCACUGAAGACCACCUCCAGUUCCUCCAAAGCUUCCCAUCCCUGAAUCCUGCUCCACCCACCAAAGACUGGACAGAGGUCAGAGUUCAGUCAUCAUAUGAAGGGACUGUGAGGAGAGCUGUGGCUCAGCUGGAGGAGACACUCAGUAAAGAGAUGGAGAAACUGUGUGCUGAUGUUGAAUUGAAGAGAGUCCAGCAGUUUGCAGUUGAUGUGACUCUUGAUCCUGAAACAGCACAUGCAGCUCUCAUCCUGUCUGAUGAUGGGAAACAAGUCACAUGUGGUGAUGUGAAGAAGAAUCUCCCAGACAAUCCAGAAAGAUUUUCUUCUAGUCCCUGUGUUUUAGCAAAGCAAAGUUUCUCUUCAGGGAGAUUUUACUAUGAGGUUCAGGUUAAAGGGAAGCCUAAAUGGGAUUUAGGAGUGGCCAGAGAAUCGAUCAAUAGGAAGGGACAUAUUGCAGUGAACCCAGCCACAGGCCUUUGGGUUAUAUGGCUGAAGAAAGGAAAUGAAUACAGAGCUCUUGAUGAGCCUGGUGUGUCUCUCUCUCUGAAGUCUCAGCCUCAGAAGGUGGGAGUGUUUGUGGAUUAUGAGGAGGGUCUGGUGUCCUUUUAUGAUGUAGAUGCUGCAACUCUUAUCUACUCCUUCACUGGCUGCAACUUCACUGAGAAACUUUAUCCAUUCUUUGGUCCCUGUCUUAAUGAUGGUGGUAAAAAUUCCGCCCCUCUGAUCAUCUCUCCUGUCAGUCACGCUGAUUAGACUUGCAUUUGAUUUGCCAUUUAAAAUGGCAAAUUAAGAUAAUGGUAAUACAGAAUGAAUAAUUUCCUGGGGGCGGGGGGGUUGUUUUUUUUUUUUGUGAUUACUCAACUCUAAUGUUACUGCAUAUCCCAUUACAUGUCUUUAAUGUAUCCUAUUAGCCUACUGCCGAAAUAUCAAUUUCCAUGUACUAAUUACAUUAUUAGUUACAUACAUUAAUAUAAUCAAAUGUAGUCUGCAAUAGUGUAUCAGUACU